UUAUAUUCGCCCUGGCUGACUGUCCUCUUCGGUGUACUUUGUUGCUUCGUGCAACUCUGAUCGACGUUGAUGUGCCGCAUGCGAGGGUUUUGUUUCCGCUUCUGAGGGUAUGGGUUGGUUGAUAAAUUCUGAGAGGCUUUAAGAAAAGUAAAGAUUGCAGACAGGAUCCUUGUCCACGCCAGGUUUGUUUUCAAGGAGAAGAUGUGGUCCGUCCCCAUCGUAUUAUCGCCUGUCCACAUUAAUGGAUCCCAACGAUCACUAGCAGUGAGAUAGAAUAGGGUUCAAAUACUCGCCUGACACUCCCAUCAGAGAAUAUUUCCGUGUUCUCCCGGUCGCCUGUUAUCCGGCCACAGUGUAGCAUCUGAGAGCGGAGUAUGGAGCCAAGCAGGCGGACGAUGUCGGGGGGGUACGCCAACAACCCGCCCCCAGGAAUGGGCCCUCCCAGGGGGUUAGGAUCUCAGCAAUGGUCGUUGAGCAAUCAGAUGAAUCGGGGUGGGCAAGGGGACUGGGCAAGGGGCAGUCCUCAAAGCGGGCAGCAGGGCAAUGCAGAACAAUGGAGAAUAGGUGCAGCAGGGGAGGGGAGAUCGCCCAGCGUGUCGUCGUACUCUUGGAGUGUGGCGAAUGACAGGAGUGAUGUAGCGGGACUGUCGUCGUCUCCACUGGUGGAUGGUAGCCUGGACAAUCUGGAGUCGAUGAGGGCGAUGGACGCCAACUUCUCGACGUCGUUUCCGGCAAUUUUCGAGAAAUUGAGGUUGUCGGAAUCAGAGAACCGUGUGGUUCAGUCUUUGGACGCUGCUUCGGCGCACUUGAUCACCGACCUGGACCCGGACGACACGCUGGCAUAUGGGUCGUUGGAGGAGUUGGAGUUCAACACGAUCGGGAACCUGCUUCCGGACGACGAAGAAGAGUUGUUGGCGGGGGUGGCAGAUAGCUACGACAUUCCGCAGAACAGGAGGGACGAGAAUGCGAACAUGGAGGAACUGGACGAGUUCGAUCUGUUCAGCUCUGGAGGUGGGAUGGAGCUAGAAGGCGACGCUCAGGAUGCCCUUGGUGUGUACAUGAGCAACCAUCGGUUAGGAGACGGGUCAGCGGCGGGGCUACAGUCCGGGGCUGCAGGAUCCGUUGCUGGAGAGCAUCCAUACGGGGAGCAUCCGUCACGGACGCUGUUUGUGCGGAACAUAAAUUCGAACGUGGAGGACACGGAGUUGAGACAGCUGUUCGAGCAAUACGGAGCCAUCCGCACGUUGUACACUGCUUGCAAGCAUCGAGGGUUUGUGAUGAUCUCGUAUUAUGACAUUCGAGCAGCACGGAGCGCGAUGCGAGCGCUGCAGAACAAACCGCUGAGGCGGCGCAAGCUGGAUAUUCACUUUUCGAUCCCGAAGGAUAAUCCAUCGGACAAGGACGUGAACCAGGGGACGCUGGUGGUGUUCAAUUUGGACGCAUCGGUGUCGAACGACGAGCUACGGCUAAUAUUUGGAGUUUACGGCGAAGUGAAAGAGAUUCGGGAGACGCCGCACAAGCGGCAUCACAAGUUCAUCGAGUUCUAUGAUGUUCGGUCGGCAGAGGCGGCAUUGCGGGCUCUGAAUAGAAGCGAUAUAGCCGGCAAGCGCAUCAAGCUUGAGCCAAGUCGACCAGGUGGAGCGCGACGGAGCAGCAGCUUGCUGCAACAGCUGAAUCAGGAAGCCGGGGACGAAGACCCCCGGGCGAGGCAACAACCUCAUUCGCCGCUGAAUACGUCACCUCCGGGGCAUGGUUCCAUGUGGAAUGGCGGUGCCGAGAACGGGUCGAUGCGGGGAAUGUAUCCGUUGCUGGGGCACGGGAAUUUCCAGUCUCCGAACAAGCCCCCGAGCGUUCCGAACUUCGCGUCGCACAUGUCUCAACCGAUCAGAGUGGGCACGAUAGGGAGCCAUGUGGGGCAAGCGAACCACAUGGAAGCGGGAGGUCAGUCUCUGGGACAUGGGGGAAUGGGUGGGUAUCGGUUGCCCCCUCAUCCACACUCGCUUCCGGAGUUCAGCAAGGGUGCAAUGAAUGUCGGGCAGUUUGGAACACCUGUAUCAGGCGGGUCCGGGUCCAAUGCAGGUGUGAUGAGGGCGCGCGAGGGUCGGGACAGCAUGGACGGUGGGAGUCGUUUGCAACGGACGACGAGCGGGAUGACGAGCUUCGGCGACACAUCGGUGCUGGAGAAUGCCAGCGGAGUGCGGCCUGGUAGCGGCGGAUUGAUGUUUCCCAGCUCGAAUGGGAACGGUUCCCUGUCCGGGCAGCAGUUCAGUCUGUGGGGUACUCCGAGUUCCUCGUUUUCGCACAUGUCUCAGAGUCCGCCUCCAGCUCUGUGGUCGAACUCGUCGUCGGUGGGGCAGUCGUUUUACGGAAUGGGGCAGGCACAGCUGCAAGCACACGCGUUCAACAGCAGCUUAUUGUCGGGUCUUUCACGUCACCACGUGGGUUCAGCGCCAUCAGGGGAGCCGUCGCUUUUGGAGAGGCGUCACAGCUACAUAGGAGGGGAGUCAUUGGGGGAGUCGAGCUCGCUGUUGAGGUCGUCAUCGGGGACAGGAUUGGGAGGGAAUGCAGCCCAUGCGAUAAACAUCGGGGUGAGUCACCAGCAUGGGAUGAUGAACUCGAGCAGUUCUCUGGGAGGCAGUUCGGGGAUGGAGCACGCAUCGUCGCCAAACGUGGGGAUGAUGUCUCCUCAGGCUCGGACACGUUUUCUGCAGAACGGAGGUCCGCUGGGGCCGAGUUCAAUAGAGGGUGCGUCGGACAGGGGUCGGAGUCGGAGGGGCGAGAGCGUUGCUGCGCAAGCGGACAACAAGAAGCAGUACCAACUGGACCUGGAGCGGAUAUUGCGCGGGGAUGAUCCGAGGACCACUCUGAUGAUCAAGAACAUCCCGAACAAGUACACAUCGAAGAUGCUGUUGGCCGCAAUCGAUGAGCAUCAUCGGGGCACGUACGACUUCAUCUAUCUUCCAAUCGACUUCAAGAACAAGUGCAAUGUUGGGUAUGCGUUCAUCAACAUGAUGUCGCCGUCGCGCAUAGUUCCGUUUUACAAGGCGUUCAACGGGAAGAAGUGGGAGAAGUUCAACUCGGAGAAGGUGGCUUCACUGGCGUACGCCCGAAUCCAGGGCAAAGCUGCUCUGGUGGCUCACUUCCAGAACUCGAGCCUGAUGAACGAGGACAAGCGGUGUCGUCCAAUCCUAUUUCAUUCGGACGGGGCUCAUAUGGGAGACCAGUUAGAGUAACGCGCGGUGGGAAAAGUUUUGCGAAGUGAAAUGAGUGCAUUGUUUUCGGAAGGCGGAAACAAGAAGGCAGGUGCUGAUUAUAGUGCGUAUUGAUUUGUCGGUGACGGGGGGGGGGAUCUAGUUAUUUGAGG
Messenger RNA from Physcomitrium patens, 3364 nucleotides. Lineage: Eukaryota; Viridiplantae; Streptophyta; Bryopsida; Funariales; Funariaceae. The record is from RefSeq and is a predicted model, not a curated record.